AUGCAUCCUCCCCCGCUCCUCGGCGUGGGUGUCGUCGACCUACUCGACUCCGACCCGCGACCGAGCUUCGUCGUGGCGAUCCCGGCUUCGCCCAAUGACCCCGCCAACGCCGAGGUCGUCUACAGCAACCCGGCUCUCGCCAGCGCACCAGCCCUCAAUGACGUCCUCAUCUCUAUCACGAGCCGUGAUCACGCCAGGUUUUGGGAUUGGAUCACCGCCAAGGGCGCCGACCCGCCGCAGUCUUUCCGGUACAACAACCAUUUUUGGACCCGGAACCUUGUGCUCUCAAAGUGGGUUGUCGUGAGUUCCAACGACUUGCCCAUUUCGUCAGAGCCGCCUAGGAAGACACGCGCCGACGUAUCGGAAGGAAGAGAGACUGUCAGCGGCAUACUGCACUCGCAUACCUCGGCCGCCCAGUCCACAUCCUCGCCAGAAUCCUUUCAAGAGGAUGUCCUCUCCCAUCCCCGAAUCAUCUGGGCAGCUGCUGAGCCAUCUUUGGUUUUGCCAGAGUUCAUUCCGGACCAGGAGCCUUUCCUCGACAUGGUCGAUAGUGUUGACUGGAGCGCAACGCCCCUCGGGCCCAUGGACCGAUGGCCGUCACUGCUCCAUCAGUCAUAUAGCCAGAUCUUGUGCAACUCUCAGCCCAUGGCAAUCUACUGGGGCAGCAACUUCACCGCAGUCUACAACGAAGCGUACGGAGAGAUAAUUGGGGCCCGGCACCCCGACUUGAUGGGCCAUUCCGUCACCGAGGUGUUCCCCGAGAUCGCAGACCAACUCAGAGACAUGAUGAAAAAUCCAGGACAGAGCCGGCGGGCGAACAACGAAGAGAUAUUCAGGUUCUUCGUUGAACAGCGCGACAGGCCGCCGCUGGAGACGUACCUGAAAUGGUCCAUUGUCCCCGUUUUGCACGACAACGAAUGCCUCGGCUUCAUCCACCUGAUAACAGACACAACUCUGUACCAUCUUUUUCGCCGACGGAUCCAGAUGUUGGUGGACAUGGGCGAGGAGCUGGGUACCGCCAAGGAUGUCAAGUCGUACUGGAGCAAGCUGAUCAUGGAGCUUUCGGAAUGCGAGCCUGCGUACGAUAUACCACUCGCCAUGCUGUACUCGAUCGAAUGCGACGGGUCGUCAGAUUCCGGAAGCGAGGCACGGCACGGGUGUAAUUACACAUGUCGUCUGGAAGGGGCUCUCGGGGUUCCGGCAGACCAUCCCGCCAUGCCUGGAAUCCUGCGACUAAAUGAAACCGACGCGGGCCUAGCGCCACAAUUCCGAGCUGCCCUGCGUAACGAGGAGCCUCUAAUAAUCAGCACAUCGGACGGCAGUCUGCCAAAAGAACUACUGGCGGGCUUGCAAUGGCGUGGUUUUGGCGACCCUUGCCAGGCCGCCAUCAUCCUGCCCAUCCGGCCCACGAAAGAGGAGGAGGUCAUGGGGCUUCUGUUGCUGGGCCUCAACCCCCGACGGCCUUAUGACGACGCCUACACGCUCUACAUCCAGCUCCUUUCACAGAAGCUUGCAACGUCGCUGGCGUGCACCGUAUUGUUGGAGGAGGAAAGGCGGCGGGGAAGAAACGCUGCCGAACAAGCUGCCUACGACCAGGCCAUGUUGAAAGAGAAGCUGGCGCACCAGAUAAAGGAGGCGACGGAAUACACACGGCUGUUCCAGACAGUUUCCGACUUCAUCCCCAAUGGCUUCUCAAUUGGCGACCACCAAGGAAACAUCACUUUUGCAAACGGCCUUUGGUACCGCAUAACAGGAUAUCCCGGCGCAACAGCCGAGAACGGAGGUUCUUUCUCCUGUGUGUUGGAGGAAGACCGAAAGAAGAUCCGAGAGGCGUAUAAAGAGCUGAAAACCAAGGAUGAAGUCGAAUUCCAAUUCCGUGUGCGCGGAUCUGAGAACACCAAUAACAUGUUAACACGGAGGUCCCCUUUCAAAGCCGACCUGUACGGCGACCUGGACGACAAGAUGGAACGAUACGUCAUGGCCCAGGCCAAGGCGGAACGAGCCAUGGAUGGAACUAUCAUCCGAACCUUUACCUGCCUUACGGACAUUACCGCUCACCAAAGAACCGCCAACGAAGCGACCCGACGAGCCCAGCAAGCGGAGAACCUGAAGAGAAUGGCUGAACUUGCCACUGUCGGGAUGUUUGACAUGGAUACCGGAGGGCGUCUCCUUGGCGCCAACAACGUCUUCUUCGAAUUGUGUGGCAUUAGCAAGGUAGAUCCCAUGGAGCAUGAGGUGAGGCCGUGGGAGGUUUCGGUGGUCAAAGACGACCUUCCGUAUCUGAGCGAGAGCGUAGCCCGGCUUGUGUCCGAGAAGAAGCCCCAGACAGCCGAGAUCCGUCUGAAAACCACAUGGACAGCCGAGGAUGCUGUGGGGAACCAGAUCACGGCGCCGAGAUGGGUCAACGCCACGUUCAUGCCGGUCUGCAGCUCGGAUGGCGUCGUCCAGUCGUUCACUGGCUGUGUCAGCGAUGUCUCGUUGCAGAAGUGGCAGUUGGAACUGGAGACCAAACGGACCGAGGAGGCCAUCGACUCGAAGCGCCAGCAAGACAACUUUAUCGACAUGACGUCCCACGAGAUGCGAAAUCCGCUCAGUGCCAUCAUCCAUUGCUCCGACGCCAUCAUUGCCUCUCUCGCGAGGUGCGAGGAACUCGUCAACCGGCCACUCAGUCCGACGAUCCUCAGAAUACCUGACGAAAACAGCGACAAACACUUUGAUGUAAAGCAGCUCCUUGCGGAUAGUAUCGAGAACGCCGAGACCAUUGUGGCCUGUGCGCAGCAUCAGAAACGCAUCGUGGACGACAUUCUGACCAUGUCUAAGUUGGACUCCAAGCUCUUGGCCGUCACGCCCUGCACAGUCGACCCAGUGCAGAUUGGGGAAGAGGCAAUUAAGAUGUUCGACGUGGAGGCACGCCGUGUGGACAUUGACCUGAAGAUGACUGUCGAUAAGUCUUACAAAGAAUUGGGACACGUUUAUCUCGAUCUUGAUCCAUCUCGCGUCAAGCAGGUGCUCAUCAAUCUGCUCACCAACGCCCUCAAGUUCACCAAAUCCGGAUCCACCAGGAACGUCUCGGUUUGUAUGAAAGCAUCUCGGGAACGACCAACGGACGAGACAUCUCCCGUGACGUUCAUCCCCCGAUCCUGCAAGGAGGAGUUUGAGUACGAGCAGCCUGCACUCAACAUCCGCAAGGACCCAGUGUACAUCAUGUUCGAGGUCAAGGAUACUGGCCAGGGUCUGUCUGAAGAAGAGAAAUCCAACCUCUUCAACCGGUUUGUGCAGGCGAGCUCGCGGACCCAUGUCAAGUAUGGCGGCUCGGGACUCGGGCUGUUCAUCUCGCGGCGCUUGACGGAGCUGCAGAAGGGAGCCAUUGGCGUGGCCAGCUUGCCGGGGGUAGGCUCCACAUUCGCUUUCUUCAUCGAGGCAUACGUGCCGAGCGAAGCGUCCCUGAAAGAGGCCGAGUCUGCGGCCGCAGCCGCAAGGAUGGCGACUUUAGCUACCGCGGCCAAUACACCGCUUGGCGUCCCCCGGGCAAGAGCCCCCACGAACGGGCGGAGAACACCUGGCUCGCGGCCGAAGCCCCAGGUUCUCAACCCCCGGCUCGACGGCAUCCUGAUCGUGGAGGAUAACCUUAUCAACCAGCAAAUCACCCGCCGGGGUCUGCAGGAUAGGGGUUUCACCGUCGACGUGGCCAAUCACGGAGUCGAGGCCCUGGAGAGACUCAUGCGGUCCAUGUCUCUGCAACACGAGGAGGAGGGUUACUUUGCCCAUAGCGCUGCAGACACUCAGACGCUUCCUCCCGUGGCCAUCAAUCUGAUCCUCAUGGACAUUGAGAUGCCGGUGCAGGACGGUCUAACGUGCACACGGCGGAUCCGAGAGCUGGAGCGGGAAGGGAGGGUGUUUUGUGCCAGCGGUGGAAGAAUCCCCAUUAUCGCCGUUAGCGCCAACGCAAGGCCGGAGCAGAUGCAAGACGCCAAGAAAGCGGGAUGCGACGAUGUGCUGGUUAAACCCUAUCGGAUGCCGGAGCUGAUCGAGAAGAUGCAAAUGGUCGUUCGGCGGGUGGGGGGUCUGUCACCUGGCUCGCCUAUGGGGGGGUGA
This is a messenger RNA of Colletotrichum graminicola M1.001, 4095 nucleotides long. Its product is annotated as hsp90-like protein. Gene Ontology annotation, molecular function: phosphorelay sensor kinase activity. NCBI's taxonomy places the organism in Eukaryota, Fungi, Ascomycota, Sordariomycetes, Glomerellales, Glomerellaceae. Gene Ontology annotation, biological process: phosphorelay signal transduction system; phosphorylation. The record is from RefSeq and is a predicted model, not a curated record. The transcript has a single exon. The coding region runs from base 1 to 4095 and encodes 1364 amino acids.